AUCCGGGUACCGACUCCAGCCGCCCAGACUCUGGCACUAUGGUCAUGGCGGAGGGGACGGCAGUGCUGAGGCGGAACAGGCCGGGCACCAAGGCUCAGUAUAUUCAACAGAAUAUAAGAGCAGAUUGUUCCAAUAUUGACAAAAUUCUUGAACCACCUGAAGGCCAAGAUGAAGGUGUAUGGAAGUAUGAACAUUUAAGGCAAUUCUGUCUUGAGCUAAAUGGACUUGCUGUGAAACUUCAGAGUGAAUGCCAUCCAGAUACAUGCACUCAGAUGACAGCAACUGAACAAUGGAUUUUUCUUUGUGCAGCUCAUAAAACACCAAAAGAGUGUCCUGCUAUAGACUAUACUAGACACACACUUGAUGGUGCUGCAUGUCUUCUGAAUAGCAAUAAAUAUUUUCCCAGCAGGGUUAGCAUAAAGGAAUCAUCUGUAGCAAAACUAGGAUCAGUAUGCCGUAGGAUUUACAGAAUAUUUUCACAUGCUUAUUUUCAUCACCGGCAGAUAUUUGAUGAAUAUGAAAAUGAAACAUUUUUGUGUCAUCGGUUUACUAAAUUUGUGAUGAAAUAUAAUUUGAUGUCCAAGGAUAACCUGAUUGUACCAAUUUUAGAAGAAGAAGUUCAGAAUUCAGUUUCUGGGGAAAGUGAAGCAUGAAGGGAAUCAUAUAGAAAAAAAUGUACUGAUCACAUAAUUAACAUUAAUUAUGUACUGUAUAUAUAUCAUUUUAGACACAUCAAUCACGUAUCCAUAUUAUAGCUUCUUUGUUUAGUAUAGGUUUUUGUAUGCUGAGUGUUACCUUUUAGAAUGGGAAAUACUUUUUAAGUUAUUCAUGAGCUGUAUAUUCACUGGUGUGGCACUCAUCGUUUUUAAAUAAGAUUAGUAUUAUCUGUUUAUAAUGCCCGUUAAUAAAAGAAUUUACAGUUUGGUAAAAUUGCUGCUAAACAAUCAUUGGAUCACAAUCCUCAUCAAAUAAACACAUCUGUGAAAAAGAUGAGUGAGCUUGAGGUUUCACACAAGCCAUUUACUAAAGAGAUAGUAAUGUUUUCCUUUGGUUUUAUACCUGAGUUUUGAUAUUCUAGAAAAUUCUGUAGCACAUAGUUCAGUCUUAACUGUUAAGUUUUCCAAAGUGAGAUAAAAGUGUUUUUAAAUUCUGUUUAUACUUUUUGAUAUAUAUAUAUGAUUAUGUGUAUGUCCAAAUAUAAAUGCAAAUGAAGCAUUAGUAAUACUUAAAUAAUCUUACUAUGCUACAUAAAGUAUAUUCUAGACCAGCAUACUUGGAAAGGAUUUAUCUUUCUGUUCAGUGGACUGUUACAUACAAGAUGAUAAUGAUAAAAGCGUGUAAUUGAUGUUCCCACUGGAAACCUGCCCUGUCCUUCCCUUCUCUUCAUUUCCCUUAACUCUCUCCCCAAAGUACAUUAGCUGAGAAGCUUUUCACCAGACUGUGAUUUAGUGGUGGCUUAUACCUAUUUAUAUUUGUAUUAAUUGCCUACAGAUUAUACCUCAUAUUAGCAAUUACACUACAGGAAAAAAUGUACUGGCAUAGGCUCGUGCUUAUCUUUGCUUUGUGAAAUUGUUCUAACUACUUGGAGAAUAGUCUUUAAAAUAGUUUGACUCUUACUAUUAGUAAUAUUAAUCUUUUCUUCUAACCAUCUAGGCAGCACUUAAAUAGAGCUGAAAAAUAUUAUAGUAUUUAUUUUACACCCCUUCCCCACAAAGUUUAUGUUUGAAUUAUAUGCACAUGUAAGAUUUUUUUGCAGUAAUUCAUAGGUUCCAAAGGUAUUGCUGAAUGCUCAUACAUUUUUUGGACUUUGUUAUAAUUCAGCGUCUUAAGAAGGAUUCAACUGUAGAUUUUACGAUCUUACCUACUGAAUGCAAUUUUUUACAAAAGCACUGGAGGUCUUAAUUGCUAAACUGGUUGUAACAAGGCACUAAGGGUAAAAAAAAAAUUGUACAUGUAGUGAAGAAAAUAUUUAAAUCCAUCUUUUGAACAGAAUUAACAAACGAACUUCUUUUUCAUUUGAGUGGGUUUUCAAAUGAAGAUUAAAAUGUAGUCAUCUUGAUUUUUUUUUCAAAUUGGAGGAAAUAAUUUAUACCAUAUUAUGAGACAAGUAUGUACAGCAAAAAUGUGGAAAACAGUACCGUCCUGAGAGUUUGUAUAUAUAUUUAUGCCUUCCGAUCCUGCCAGUAUAUUUGGCUUUGAACAAUGCUAUCCCAGCAGCCAGUCAUUACCCCAACCCAUAACUAACUUUUAAGAAGUUUUAUGUUCACAGUGAAAGGAAUAUUGACUUUGAAAUGAUGCAUUUAUAUUAAUGUUACUAUGAACCAGUGGGAAUAGUAAUUUUCACACAAACUUGCUAAAUAUUGAGAGACUAAACUACUAAGUUAAUAAAUUAUAUAUAGUAUAAUGUAGCUGUUCUCUCUAGACAAAGUCUCACAAUGGAUUUCUGUUGCUUGACUAUUUUCUUAGUGAACAUUUGAACUAAGGCAGUGGCUGGGAUUGGUGAUCUGGCUAAAUAUUUUGAAACAUAUUUUGAAUAGUAUAACUCGGUGUUACUAGGGAAAUAAAAUAUGAUUUUUUUCUUACUCAUUCCAUCUUCCCUGUACUGUGUGUUUGGAAUUGAUCAUAAAAAAAAAAAAUCCCCCAAAGAAAACAUCAGUUUGUAGUCUUGCUUUUGUAUUCAUACUGAUAUCUCAUUCAUACUCUUGCACUGUAAAGUUGACUCACUUCAUUAGGUAAGACCUAAAUGAAACAGUUACUGUUUUUCCUUAAUACUGAUUACAGAAUUUUGAAAAUAUACAUGUAUGUACUUAGGUGGUAUUAAAAAAACUGAUUAGCCUGGCAAACCACUGAUUUAUGAAGUAAGUGUUCUAAGAAGGGGGGAAUAGAAAACACACAGUUCUGUGCAAUAAGGAAGUUAGGCUCCACUUUUUGUUUGGAUUACCCAGUAUAGAUCCAAAAGUUAAAAUUUUCUUUUUAUAAAAUUAUUUUGACUCAUAUAGUCGACUCAUUCUUUUUCCCCUUUCAUAUCUGGGAAAGUAGCUGAUUUUUAAUAAUUUAUGUUCCCAUGGGUAUUAUAGUUCUUUUGUGUGUGUACAUUUUCUUUUCUCUGACUUGAGGCGUUAAAUUUGUAUUUCUAGAAACAAGUUUCUCAGUUAUAU
This is a messenger RNA of Lipotes vexillifer (Yangtze River dolphin), 3158 nucleotides long. It is a transcript of the gene MOB4, whose product is annotated as MOB family member 4, phocein. The coding region runs from base 39 to 653 and encodes 204 amino acids. The transcript has 7 exons. Lineage: Eukaryota; Metazoa; Chordata; Mammalia; Artiodactyla; Lipotidae. The record is from RefSeq and is a predicted model, not a curated record.